Molecule: messenger RNA, 1594 nt
Organism: Cynoglossus semilaevis (tongue sole)
Lineage: Eukaryota; Metazoa; Chordata; Actinopteri; Pleuronectiformes; Cynoglossidae
Gene: bicdl2
Product: BICD family like cargo adaptor 2
Exons: 8
Coding region: 203-1234 (343 amino acids)
Biological process (GO): vesicle transport along microtubule; Golgi to secretory granule transport
Source: RefSeq, a predicted model, not a curated record
CUCCUAUCCCUGCAGGAGGCGCUGUAAACACAUUCUGGGUGUCUCGGUUCAUGAGUUGAGUGUAGUAGAAUGGUCACCACACCAUUACUGCCACCUGCUGGGGUUACUGUCCACUGCUCUUGAUUGAUUAUGACGUCGUGUGUGUGUGUGUGACCUCCAGGCCCUGCAGCAGGAGAAGCACGUCCUUCAGAGGAAGCUGGACAUGAACGAGCUGUCCUCCAAUCAGAGGGAGACGGAGCUGACCUCCGACCUCACCGCUCUGAGAGCCGAGCUGGAACGCAGCCGCAGCCAAGGACGAGACCUGAGACGGAACGAGAGCGAGCAGCUGAGUCAACUGGCCAAUCACAACCAACGGCUGGUGGAGCAGCUGGCAGAGGCGGUGACGCUGGAACACACCCUGAGGACGGAGCUGCGGGGCCUCAGGGACGAGAUGGACGAGUCGUCCUUCAGCCGCAACAUCAGCUUCUCCCAGAUGGAGAACAUUCAGGCGGAGAACCGAGUUCUUGUGGAGCGGCUCUCCUUCAUGGAGGCGCAGCUGAAGGCGUCGCAGGACGACACGGAGCGAGUCCGUCUGGACAGAGAGGCCCAGAGGGAGAGAGUGUGUGAGCUGCAGCUGAGGCUGAAGGAGAGGGAGGCCGAGAUAGAGCAGGAGCAGGGAGUGGUGUUUGAGCUGCGGACCUUGAAUCGCUCUCUGCAGCAAAAAGCUCUGAGUUACGGAGAAGAGAGCGUCCUGGACUGCACUCAGUCACAACCUUUGUCUCUGCUCAGUGAAAUACAGCAGUCACAGGCUAAAGACGCUCUCCUGGCUCACUCUGCUGCGCUGCAGGCGAGAGACGAGGAGAUCCACACACUGAAGGAGGAGCUGCAGCGUCAGCGUGAGGAGCUGGAGAAACUAAAGGCAGAACUGAAGGACUUUUCAGGAGGUCCUGAAAAACCAAACUACAGUUGUUUAGAGAGUGAACUGGCCACCGUACGGCAGGAGAAAGACUCACUCACUCAGCAGCUGCUCAACACCAUUAAACACAAGGUGGCGCUGUCUCAGGAGCUGGAGGCCUGGCAGGAGGACAUGAGGCUGGUCAUCAACCAGCAGGUGCAGCAGAGGGAGGAGGAGCGCGGGAGGGAGAAAAACCAGGAGGCGCAGACGUCCGUCACUCUGCAGAGGAGCAAGUCUCUGAAAGUCAAAGGAGAAGGAGCCAAAAAGUUCUUCUCUUUUUUCCAGAAACAAAUGACAUGAGUGUCUCUGGUCACAUGGUCACAUGGUCACAUGUUUAUACGUCUGGACUCCUCUGUAUAUUUGAACCUGUAUAUGUGUGUGUGUGUGUUACGUCCGUGUCGAGCUGUUUUAGUUCCUGUGGACUUGUAUAUGAAGACUCUGUGAGUCACUGUGGAGUCAAGACGUUAAUCUACAGCUCUGCUUUGAUGUGGGGGGGGGGUGAGGGGGGGUUAAUUGGUUUUUAGACAGUGGACGAGUCGUGUUGUUGGACAGAUGAGUCUCUGGGCUUCACUGUAACAUUCAUGAAGAAGAACUGGAAGAUAACAGAAAUAACCUCUUUAUUAAAUGAACCCUUUAAGGUCCUCCUCCCCCAGGUUGAUU